AUGAGCGCGACGAAUAAAGAAAAAACUACCCGGGAGGGUCCCGUUCGCGGGGAAUCCCUUGGUGGGUCGGACAGCCGGCCCAUCGGCCCCAUUGUAUACGGGGGGGCCAUUCGCCGUGUGAAGGAGGAGAGAAGGUUAGGGUCAAAUGGAGGAAGUAGAGAAGAGAAGGAGAGAGAGAGGGAUAGAGUGAGGAGGCUGUCUGAUUCAGAUUCAACAGACAGCAGGGGCUCCAUGGCAAGCGCUUCCAGCCGCUAUGCUUCCAUGGAGUCCCUUGACCAGGAAGGUGCCGGAAGAUUCUGGAGUGAGGGCCGCGGCCAGAAGAGGCCCAGAGAUAAGGAGUUGAGCGGCAGCUCCACAGACACCCCCGCCAAAGGGGCACACAAAAGAAGGGGACGCGGCCGUCCGCCAACUACCGGCGAAUACGUCGGGCUGGCGGCCGCCAAAGAAUCUUUACGAAGAGCGACAGAGGCGGAGAUGAGGGCACGAGCCGAGGCGGAGCUCCUCGACUCGGUUUUGGAGGCCCGCAAGACCCGCUCGGCCAUAGUCGCGGCAGGCCCAUCUAAUGCCGCGCCACUGGAAAAUGACGAAGACACGGCGACCACCGUCCUCAAACGGAUUGGGUCCAGCCUAGACGUGGUUGAGAAGGUAGCGAAGAAGUCGUCCAAUUUAAAAGGGACCUUCGUGCGCGCACUGCAAGACGCGGUUAGUGCCAUUAAGGAAGACGUUGCUGGCCUUGCGCAGAGGACGAUAUCGGAUGAAACACGCGCCUUGCAGGCAGAUAACGCCCGCCUGCAAGCCGAUAUGGCCAGCCUCCGCAAGGAGCUAAAUGAGAUGCGCCAGGAGAUGGAGAGGGUGCGGAAACAGGGUUCCGCCAAUGCCCUCAUGGAUACGACAAUGGAGGCCGUCCCUGUCCGGCCCCCACCACAACCACAAGCAGAGUCCUCCCUAGAGGACAUAUGUCGGGCGGUAAUGGUCCAGGUGGGCGGUAUGCUCAACGCCCGCCUGGCUUCACUAGAGGAUAGGUUGCUCCCUGAAAGGAAUAUGCGACCACCAUUGGCGUCGGAUAAAAACAAGGAAGACCGCACAUAUGCGACUGCGACCGCGAAGCCCAAACCCGCACCAUCUUCGGGUACCCAAAAAACAGCUGGGACGAAGGCGCCCCUGGUGCCAGCACAGCCCGGUCCCAGUGGGCUCACGCGCCAGCCGCCCACCGUGCCCAAGAAGAGCAAAAAAGGCUCCAAAAAAGGAGCCAAAAAGAAGAAGAAAACUCGGCCGUCGACUGGCGAGAACCUUAAGUCCUCCUCUGUCGCCCCCGUAGCACCAUCAAAUGCCCCUCCUCGCCGUCCUCUUAACCCGGACGCGCUCGAGGAAAACUGGGUCACCGUAGGGAGGAAUGGUAAAGCGCAACGGCACAAGUCGAAAGCGGCUCCCACGCAGGCAUCAACAUCCCCGCCUGCACCGCGGCCGCAGAGACUUAAAGUGCCUCGGAGCUCUGCCGUGGUCGUUACACUUACUGAAGCGGCUAUCAAUAGGGGGCUGACGUAUAGCAGCGUCCUGAAAGAGGCGAAAUCGAAGCUCGAUUUAAAAGAGGCGAUCGGCGUAGAAGCGGUGCAAUUCCGUCGGGCGGUCACCGGGGCUACUAUCAUCCGCAUCCCCGGCGCCACCAGCGCCCCAAAAGCAGAUAUCCUGGCGCAAAAGCUCCAGGAAAUAUACCAAAGUGACGACAUUAAGGUCUCCAGACCCGAAAAAAUGAUCGACGUUAAGAUCGAAGGUCUGGACGACUCUACUACACCAGAAGAAAUCAAAGAGGCCAUAAUCAAAAAAGGGGCAUGCACGGCAGACCAGGUCCGAGCUGGCCAACUCCGCCAGAACAGAUAUGGUCUUUUCGACAUCUGGGCCCAGGUCCCUGUCACAACAGCAAAGAAGCUAGUGACUGGCCGCUUCUUAGUGGGCUGGGUAGCUGCCAAGGUCACGAUUGGCAGACCAAGGGAGCUACGCUGCUACCGAUGCAUGCAGCAAGGACAUACAGCGAGUCGCUGCGACGCGGAGGACCGCAGCCGGCUCUGCUAUAAAUGUGGACAAGAAGGCCACAAGGCCGCAUCCUGCCCGUCGCAACCAAACUGCAUCCUGUGCACGGCGGCGGGCAAGGAUGCCAAACACCGGCUGGGGAGUUUAAAUUGCUCGGCGCCCAGAAAAACGGUCCCCAAGAGAGCGCUAGCGGAAGUAGCACGUAGCGCGCCCCCACCGAGCGGGGAAGAAAUGGAGAUAGCGGAAGCCGUGCAAAAUUAA
This is a messenger RNA of Papilio machaon (common yellow swallowtail), 2289 nucleotides long. RefSeq lists its product as uncharacterized. The transcript has a single exon. Lineage: Eukaryota; Metazoa; Arthropoda; Insecta; Lepidoptera; Papilionidae. The coding region runs from base 1 to 2289 and encodes 762 amino acids. Gene Ontology annotation, molecular function: zinc ion binding; nucleic acid binding. The record is from RefSeq and is a predicted model, not a curated record.